AGUAUUAGUAACAUCUCAGGACAGGAAUAUCAAAUAAUGUGGAACCUUAGCAUUUUUCUAGUAAGUCUCAUCACCUUAACACAGUCAAGCAUUAUCCCGGAAGAAUCAUCAAGGAUUGGCAAUGGCUUUAAUGCACUACAACUGACUCCAAAAUGCUUCACAACUGUUCAUGUUGAAUUUCCAAACUCAGACGUGAACAGGAAGUGCGGUGGAUGUCUGAUUGGAGCCAAUAAAGUAAUAACAACUGGCAAUUGCGUUACUAAUGCACAAGAUGGAAAUGCAACAAGCAUCAAGCUGACAUUUGGAGGUGGAAGGCCUUUGAACGGUGUACGUGGAUAUGGAGUGACUAAAAUCUCAUUUGCACCAGGUUAUGACUACUUAACAAGGAACUCAACCAACAAUCUUGCUGUCCUCACACUCAACAAAACUGUAAGAUUUAAUCCUAAACUUGAUGCUGCUGUUCCUUACUAUAACAACACUCAAGAUGCCUUCCUCGAUCAACAAUUGCUCGUUUGUGGCUAUGGAUAUACAAAUAACCAUGAAAAGAGGCCGAAUUUACUUCAAUGUACUUAUUUGAAUGUAGUCGCUGGAACUGUAUGUAAUGCUGCAUUCACAACAGCAGCUCCUGGAACCACUACUACAGCUGCACCAACUACAACAGCACCUUUAACCACUACAGUUGCAGGAGCAACAACAACAGCAGCUGCAGCAACAACAACAGCAGCGGCAACUACAACAGCAGCUGCAGGAACCACAACAGUAGGACCAGUAACAAAUGGUCCAAUAAUCUGUACACAAAACCUCGAUGACUCAAAUGCCUGUCACGGAGAUCAAGGUUCACCAGUAUUUGUGCAAAUGGGCACUGAAUGGAGUCUGAUUGGUAUAGUGUCAGGUUUUGCAAAUUCUAGACCAAAUGCUGCAUGUUUGGAUGGUCAUAACACAAUUGUUCUUCAGCUUGGUGGAUUCAGCAGUUGGAUACCGACUGCAUAAGAUUGAUCAGAUUGGGCUAUAAAAACUGCAACUGAAAUUGACUUAUGAUGGAAUUUUUUUAGGUUUAAAUAAAAAUUGCAAGUAAAAUUAAAGUUUUUUUUACAUUUUUUAUAAUUUCAAAUUUUAUUUAAAUUUUUUUUUUCAUCAACUUAAAUUUAUUAAGUUCCUAAUAAUUUAACAAUGUAGUCUUUGUUGUUGAAUUGAGGCUUGGAAGAGCGUGAAAUGGAGACAUUUUUUUUAAAAUUAAAAUUUUAAACCCCCUUUUAGUCAAAAUACAAAUCAAGGAUGUUGUAAUCCAAGCUUAAACAUCAGCUAAUCAUUUGAUACUAAAAGUCGCUCAAUGUUAACAUGUAAUUAAAACUGCAAAGCUAUCUAUGAUCAUAUCAAAUUUAGAGCUUAAUUACAUUUCAUGCAUCUAAUAUGGUUAUGUGAGCCUUAAAUGCUGCACGGUUUUGUGAUUUAUGUAACAAUAAUAAACAAAUUAAGUUCACGAUUGAGCAAAUAUUGUUGAAAUUUAAUUCCUAUUUUUUAAAUGUAUCCGCUGAUACCCAUUUAGGCACUUAGACUAAAAUAUCACCCAGUCACCUUAUAAAUAAUACACAAAUUUAAUCUUACAUCCUCAUUUCUCUUUUUUUUCAUCAUUAAAUCCUAAAUCACCAACAUCAUCUUCAUCUUCAUCUGCUUCCUCCUCAUUCUCAUCAUCAUCAAGCUCUGGCAUAGGCAACAUACAUCCCUCGGUAGCCAUACGAACCAUAAAAUAAAUCACAAAUUGAACCAUCAUUUGGAUAAAGUCAAAUGGUUUUUGAAAGAAUGCUGCGACUUUUGACCCCCUUGACUGUUCUGCUUCGUCAUCGUCACAAAGUUCGUCUUCUACUUCGUGGAGGAGUUCCUCGACUAGAACUGGUUCUCGUUGAUUGAUCAUUUUUUGGAUGUGUUAUUUUUGAUUUUAUCUGCUUUUUUUUGGAGAAUUUUUAAAAAAAUGAGAAAUUAAUUUUUAUAAAGUUUUAAGAAAUGUUAAAAAAAUUUGAAAAAAUGUAAAAAAAAUUAAGUUCAGUUUGGAAUUCGACAACAUCUACAAUGAAUUAUUAGACAUUACUAUCAAAAAAAUAUUAAACUCAAAAUGUUCUCAGGCAAAAAAUUCGCAACAAACAAAACCAAAAGCAGCUGCCGCUAUUUUAAACUUGAAUGUGUCUUCAAUAAAGUGCUGACGUUAGUUACAGUCUCACCAUUGAAUCGUAAAGAAUUGACUCAAGGUCAAUUGUUAACGUAAAAAGACUUGAAAAUUGUUUAGAAGUUGAAGAAGAAGUAAAAAAGUCAUUAAUUGCGAAAUUAAGUGUCGUUUGCUUUGUUUUUGACUCUGCUAAUUGUUUUGUAAAUUUUAAUUGCUUUCUUUUGUGUAAUUUGAUUUGUGAUUUUUUACAUUUUUGGAACUUUUUUGAUUUUCAACAAUUUUUUUUCAUUUUCAUUCAUUUUUCAAUUAAAUUUUUAAUUAUAUUUUGAUUUUUUUGAUUUUUAAUUUUUGUUUUUAAUUUUUUUGAAUUUUUCCAUUUUUCAAAUUUUUAAUAUUUUUUUAAAUUAUGAAAUUUUUUAAUUGUUUUUUGAACUUUUUAUAUUAUUAAUUUAUAUUUUUUUCUUCAAUUUUUCAAUUUUUUUAUCUUUCAUUAUUUUUUUUAAAUUUCCCAAUUUUUAAACUUUUUAAAAUUCAUUUAAACUUAUCAAAAAAAUCUUCAUAAAUAACUACAAAUUGACAACAAUAAACACCUUGACACUAAUUCCGAUGCAACUAUAUUAUUUAAUUAUUCAACCAACACAGCUACUCUAAUUGCAUAUCAGAUGUUAAAUUCCUUCGUAUGUCUUUUGCCUCGCGUGUCCAAAAAAACUCUCAAUUUCUCAAUUUUCUUAUUUAAUAAUUUCUCUUUCUCUCGAUUUUUUUUUGCCGAAUUCGAAAGUCAAUUUAAUUAUGCAAUAAUUUUUUUCGUGGUUUUUUUUUGGUUGCCGCUUUCUGUGAUUGCGUUUGAUAGUUUUUUUAUAAGUUGUAGGAGC
Messenger RNA from Chironomus riparius, 3033 nucleotides. Lineage: Eukaryota; Metazoa; Arthropoda; Insecta; Diptera; Chironomidae. The record is from the annotation of a GenBank genome assembly.